Messenger RNA from Glycine soja, 628 nucleotides. RefSeq names its product cytochrome b561 and DOMON domain-containing protein At5g47530-like. Lineage: Eukaryota; Viridiplantae; Streptophyta; Magnoliopsida; Fabales; Fabaceae. Bases 31 to 510 code for a protein of 159 amino acids. The record is from RefSeq and is a predicted model, not a curated record. The transcript has a single exon.
CAACAACGAUACAAUAAGUUAGAUAGCAACAUGGUUGGAAAGUUGUUGGUGAUGAGGCUUGUGUUGGUCAUCUAUAUGUUGAGCACUGUCAUUUUGAAAUCCUCAGCACAAGCAUGCAAGAACAAGACCUUCAAUGACAACAAGGUGUUCGCCAAAUGUCGUGAUCUUCCUCAGUCAUCCUCAUAUCUCUACUGGACCUAUGAUCAAGCCACAGGGAAGUUGGACAUGACAUUCACACAUGCUGGAAUCACUGCACCAGAAAGGUGGGUCGCAUGGGCUAUCAAUCCCAACAACAACCUCAAAACAGCUAUGGUUGGAGCACAUGCAGGCUCUGGUGGUGCUCCAAGGGCAUAUACUACUUCCACAACCAAUUACUCAACUCAUUUGGAAGAAGGGAACAUCUCGUAUCCUCACUCAGGCUUGGCGGCUACCCGUCAAAACAAUGAGAUCACUAUCUAUGCUAUCCUGCACCAAAGUUGUUCACCUUUGGCAAGAUGGUCCUCUCUCUAGUUCUAUCCCUCAAGCCCAUCAACUAGCUACUUCUAACAUCCAAGCCAAGGGAAUCUUACAUCUUGUCUAAUUUUGGUAUAUGUAUCUAUUAUCAAUUUCCGAGUACAUAAUAAUCAUG